Molecule: messenger RNA, 1923 nt
Organism: Prunus persica (peach)
Lineage: Eukaryota; Viridiplantae; Streptophyta; Magnoliopsida; Rosales; Rosaceae
Product: 3-isopropylmalate dehydratase large subunit, chloroplastic
Exons: 15
Coding region: 148-1677 (509 amino acids)
Biological process (GO): amino acid biosynthetic process
Molecular function (GO): 4 iron, 4 sulfur cluster binding; 3-isopropylmalate dehydratase activity
Source: RefSeq, a predicted model, not a curated record
CCACUUGUCAUCUGUACUGUGCCCCAGUUCACGCCCUCAGCCGCCGCCCCUCAGUUUCAAUAACACAAACAAACACAAAACCAAAACCCCAACUUGCUUUUCAUUAGGAAAACUGUGUUUUGCCGAAUAACCACACAUUUCACACCCAUGGCGGCUUGCUCCACUGUUGCUCCACCAUCCACCUCUUUCAUCAGCAACAAGAAAGAUUUGGGUCUCUCUGCUUUCUCUUCCGCAUCGCCGCUUUCCAGUCAGAAAUGCAAGAGAACAUCCAAGACAAUCUGUUCGGUCACUGCACCAAAACAAUCAGAGCGCAAACCUGCCACUACUGGCUCGGUCAAGACGGGAAUGACGAUGACUGAGAAGAUAUUUGCUAGAGCUUCUGAGAAAACCCAGUUGAGCCCUGGUGAGAAUGUUUGGGUUAACGUCGAUGUUUUGAUGACACAUGAUGUUUGUGGCCCUGGUUCCUUUGGGAUCUUCAAGAAAGAGUUCGGCCAGAACGCCAAGGUUUGGGACCGUGAAAAGAUUGUAAUUAUACCUGACCAUUAUAUAUUUACAAGUGAUGAACGUGCGAAUCGUAAUGUGGAUAUUUUGAGGGAUUUCUGCACAGAACAAAACAUCAAGUACUUCUAUGAUAUCAAGGAUCUGAGUAAUUUUAAGGCUAACCCAGAUUAUAAGGGUGUGUGCCAUGUUGCUCUUGCUCAAGAAGGCCAUUGCAGGCCUGGAGAGGUCCUACUGGGUACAGAUUCUCACACCUGUACUGCGGGAGCUUUUGGACAAUUUGCUACUGGAAUCGGGAACACUGAUGCAGGUUUUGUGUUGGGCACUGGGAAGCUCCUGCUCAAGGUACCUCCAACAUUGAGAUUUGUGAUGGAUGGUGAAAUGCCUGACUAUUUGCUUGCCAAAGAUUUGAUUCUGCAAAUUAUUGGUGAAAUAUCUGUUUCUGGUGCAACAUAUAAAGCUAUGGAGUUUGUUGGCAGCACUGUUGAAAGCUUAUCUAUGGAAGAAAGGAUGACAUUAUGCAACAUGGUUGUUGAGGCUGGGGGUAAAAAUGGUAUUGUUCCUGCUGAUAGCACCACAUAUAAGUACCUUGAGGAUAAGACUUCUGUGCCCUAUGAACCUGUAUACAGUGAUGACAAAGCAAGAUUUCUGUCUGAGUACAGAUUUGAUAUCUCAAAACUAGAGCCAUUGGUGGCAAAGCCUCAUUCUCCUGAUAAUCGUGCUUUGGCAAGAGAAUGCAAAGAUGUGAAAAUUGACAGAGUAUAUAUUGGUUCUUGUACUGGGGGAAAAACAGAGGAUUUUAUGGCUGCAGCUAAAGUUUUUCUAGCAUCAGGCAAAAAGGUCAAAGUGCCAACAUUUCUUGUGCCUGCUACCCAAAAGGUUUGGAUGGACGUGUAUAGUCUUCCAGUACCAGGAUCUGGUGGCAAGACUUGCUCACAGAUAUUUGAGGAAGCUGGAUGUGACACGCCUGCGAGUCCCAGUUGCGGUGCUUGCUUAGGUGGUCCUAAAGACACCUAUGCUCGCUUGAAUGAACCUAAGGUAUGUGUCUCAACAACAAACAGGAACUUCCCUGGCAGAAUGGGCCACAAGGAAGGCGAGAUAUAUCUUGCUUCCCCCUACACAGCUGCUGCAUCUGCUUUGACCGGCUAUGUCACCGACCCAAGAGAGUUUUUGCAGUAGGCAAUUGAUAUCAUCAUAAAUUUGAUCAGUGUGUUUGCUUUGUAUUCUUGCCACUAUAAGUUAUUAGGUAGCGGAGAUUAAGGAAUAAUGGGAAACCAUUCCCAAAGGUUUUGUAUGCUGUGUGAUUAACAGGUCAGUGCCAUAUGUAUUUAUGUGUGUAAUUGUUAGUAAGAAUGCUAGAAUGUUUUAUGACCAGAAAAUAAAGGGGGUGUCUCAGUGAACAUCACUGGACAACUUUUGGUGACC